UUUUUAAAGUUUGUACUUUUAUUUGCAGUACGAAAAUAGAGAAAGAGAAAAAAGAGCUUGCAAAACAGCACGGGAUGAUCCGGACAGAAAUCAGCGGGGCAGAGAUAGCAGAAGAAAUGGAAAAAGAAAGACGGUUCUUUCAGUUACAGAUGUGCGAGUAUCUUCUCAAAGUCAAUGAAAUCAAGGUGAAGAAGGGAGUCGAUUUGCUUCAGAAUCUCAUCAAAUACUUCCAUGCCCAGUGCAAUUUCUUUCAGGAUGGAUUAAAAGCUGUUGAAAGUCUUAAACCUUCAAUCGAAAAACUUGCAACAGAUUUGCACACGAUCAAACAAGUACAGGAUGAAGAGAGGAAACAGCUCACUCAGCUGAGAGACGUGUUAAAAUCGGCUCUACAGGGGGAUCAGAAAGAGUCUAGGAGAGAUUCUCAAGUUCGUCAGAGCGCUGCCUAUAGUUUACACCAGCCUCAGGGAAACAAAGAGCACGGUACUGAGAGAAGUGGAAACCUCUACAAAAAAAGUGACGG
Messenger RNA from Polyodon spathula (Mississippi paddlefish), 520 nucleotides. RefSeq names its product arf-GAP with SH3 domain, ANK repeat and PH domain-containing protein 2-like. The annotation marks the transcript as partial. The transcript is spliced from 6 exons. Gene Ontology annotation, molecular function: protein binding; GTPase activator activity. NCBI's taxonomy places the organism in Eukaryota, Metazoa, Chordata, Actinopteri, Acipenseriformes, Polyodontidae. The record is from RefSeq and is a predicted model, not a curated record. Gene Ontology annotation, biological process: positive regulation of GTPase activity. Gene Ontology annotation, cellular component: cytoplasm.